CUUUCAUUCCUAGCUUAGUACUCAAUCUAUCUAUCACCAGAAGAAAGAGGAUAUCUCAUGCACCAAGAAAUUCACAAUGUCUUAAUCCUCUUUCUUUCGAAAGUGACAUCUUUUUUCUUUAUAUAAUCUCUCUGCACCAAAAUUCUUAGGAAAUCUCUAACACCAGAAAAUUCACAAAAACCCAAACGGGAAAGAAAUAAUCUUUUAUUUGAUCAUAUAACAGAAACGAGAGAGAGAUUGUUUGAAGACUCGCCACCUAAGAUUGCUGAUUGAUUAUGAUGAUGGCUAAGUUCACAGGGAAACCCUUGUUGCUCUCUCUCUAUUGAUAAAAAAAAGUUUUGUUAUUGUUAGUGUUAUUGUUAUAUAUAAUAAUAAUAAUAAUAAAUAGGUAUAAGCGGAGGCAAGAGAAUUUAUUAGGUAUGGCUUUUGAUCAUAAUCCAAUGCACAAUGAUUUGCGGCCAUUGAACAUUUGUAGGACGAUUCCAGAAGACCCGCGCAUUUCUUCAGCAAGGCCAAUGGAGGGGUUCUUUACUGCAACUCAGCAUCGGGAUGGCAGUCCCGGGUCCAUACCCAUGCUUUAUAUUCCUGGGAAUCCUGCAAAUGAUCCCAGAUUUGUGGGGCUAGGAUAUAACCACGGCCAUCCUGGUGUGGCCACGUGGGUCCAACAGGUUGUGCCGGCAGCACCCUCAGGGGUAGUCCCCGGCACUCCUGGAUUCAAUCCCAAUCCCAAUUCAAAUUUUGGGGCACAUUGUGGGAGUGAUCAUACCAGUGAGGAAGGUGGCGAAGAUUCCGCACCCGGUAGGAAAGUGAAGUUUUUGUGUAGUUUUGGUGGCAAAAUAUUGCCAAGGCCGAGUGAUGGGGCGUUGAGAUAUGUUGGAGGGCAAACUAGGAUCCUCAGCAUUAGGAGGGAUGUGAGUUUUCCUGAUUUGGUAAAGAAGGUGACAGAUACUUAUGGCCAAGAUGUGGCAAUCAAGUACCAGUUGCCUGAUGAGGAUCUUGAUGCCCUUGUGUCUAUUUCUUGUCCUGAUGAUCUUGAUAAUAUGAUGGAUGAGUAUCAAAAGUUGGCUGAAAGAUCAUCUGAUGGUUCAGCUAAACUCAGGAUGUUUCUGUUUCCAGCUUCGGAAAUGGAUUCCCCUUGUGUGAUGCAAUUUGGUGAUCUACAGGAUACUGGGCAGCGUUAUGUCGAUGCAGUAAAUGGAAUUACUGAUGGCGGCAUUGCGAGGUUUGGUAGUACUGCUAGUGCUGUUUCAACCCAGAACUCAGAUUUGAGCAGCAGCUGUGAGGUUCUUGAUUUCUCAUGCCAUGCUCAUUCAGAGAUCACAAGAUCACCAUCUACUGAUGCAAUAUCACCUACUGCAGUAUCAGCAUCUGCUAUUUCUCCUGACUCUUCUUCUAGAAUGGUUUACACAGAUACUACUCCUGCAAUUUAUGCCAACACAACUGCUGCUCCUGUUGGCAUUCCGAUGGUCAUGUCUGGUCCUCCGGGGACUGGAUUUGCUGCCCCCGAGCAUGCAUCCAAGAAAUCUGUGCCUGUUACUCUACUACAGCAGCAGCAGCAGCAGCAGCAACAGCAGCAACAGCAGCAGCAACAACAACCAGGCGUGACUUUUCCUCAAAGGGAAGCAUUAAGCCAUGCAGAUUAUGUACACUCCACUUCUCAGAUGAGCUUUCCUACACAGCUGAUGGGCACUAUUGGGCCAGUGUUUACGCAGCAGCAUAUAACUGCUGGUCCUACACCUCCGCAGUUUGUUCCUGCAGUUCACACAACAAUGACUUCUCAUGUCAGUAUGAAUCCUAAUUUGGUUCCGAGGUUUCAACCCCAACAAACUAGAUUAGAACAACAUCCUUCAGAUAGCCCAGUGGGGCAGCCGUUUGUCCAGUUUAGUCGGGAUCAAGGGUGCAACACCUGUCAGCCUCAGCUCCCUGCUACAAUGUUUAGUGGUGCAUAUGGCUGGCAUCAGAUUCCUCAUCCCCAACAGGUAGCAGUUUCUGAUGGUUGGGCGGCUCAUCCAGUAACAACUGCACCAGAGGUAGCCACUAGAUUUGAUGAUUGUCACAUGUGUCAAAAAUCAUUGCCUCAUGCCCAUUCGGAUGCAGCAUCACAAAACAAAAGUGGUAGCCCUGUGAACAGCAUAUCUGAUUCGAGUUCAGGACACAACCUUGAACUGCCUACGGCUGUCACAUGUGGACCUAUAUUGGAGUGCACCAGUGAACAAGGAGCUGCUGUUCCACAAAGAUUCAUUGGCCAUAUGGAUCGUGAAAUUGGACAAACUCUUGCAGAGGGAACUGGGGUCUUAGAGAGUGUUGAGAAUCCAGAGCAUCCUAAAGUAGCAGUCCCUUUGGGUGUGAUGGGAUUACCUACUGGUGUUCCUAAUCUGUGUGGGCCAUUUAUGGGUACUGUUGCUCAGUCAAGCUCGGUUAAUGCUCCUGAGCAACCUUUUGUUCCAAUGCAGUACCCGGUUAAACAGGAGGUGGUGGUUAACAAAGCAGUUCCUGAUGACCUCCUUUCUGCUGGGAUGCGUUUACCCACUACAGAAAACCUUAUCCUUGAAUCACCAAAUUGCUACACUGGGCACAUUCCUAUGAUGUGUCCUAAAGAAGAUAAUGUAGAGUCUACAAAUGCUUAUGAGCACCUGAAGCAAAUUGAGGGUAGGAUGGAAAACCUUAGGAUACAACGGGCUGAAAUACUAGCCAACAGUGAGCAGAAUAAGUCACUAGCUGAUAAUUUUAGAAAGAAUGGAUUCUUGGAAAGUAGAAGUCAACAGGUUGGUGGUAGGGAGGCAUCUAAUGAUUCCCCUUUUAGCAAAAAUACUGUUCUUGAUACAAAUCACCUAAAACCGUAUGAAAUGCCACAUAGUCCCCGAAAUGAACCUUUUCACUUUCAAACUAUUCGGGCUCAAGAACCAUAUGAAGCCCCACAGCCUUCUCGUUUAGGGGACUCCAAUGUAUUUGUGCAUUCGAAGCAGGGAGUUUAUCAUUUGGCCCCUGAUGAGAUUCCUCUUGGCAGCUGUCCUUUCUCUGGUCUUGAACCCACUCAUCCAAAAGAGAGAGUCCCAUUCUUCAAUGAACAUUUGUCAGAGCCCCGAGGUGUUGAGCUUAUCUCACCAGAUGGAAAUACAACAUCUGUAUCUCCAUCUUUUAAGUUUCGAGAUGCACAGGAAAGUUCAAAUUCACUAUUUAGCAAUCAGGAUCCUUGGAGUACGCAGCAUGAUGCUCAUUUCCCUCCUCAACCCAACAAACUUCAAGUGAGAAAGGAACCAGUGGAUGCCAAGGUCCUCAAGGAUAAUUCUGGUGUGAGUUUUCUAGGAAUUUCCCAGCUUCCUGGCAAUUUGGACUUUGCAAUUGAACACACACUCUCCAACAAAGGUUCAGCAGAGGAAAUUUUCAAGCAGGAAAUUCAGGCUGUUGCUGAAGGUUUAGCUACUUCUGUUCUUCAUUCAUCUAUGUCUUCUGACCAAAAUUUACCUAGAAGUGGGAGGAGUGAGUCUGCAUCCACAGGUGAGAGGAGUGGCGAAGAUCAGAUUGUUCAAGGAGAAAGGCAAUAUAGAGAGAAAUUUGAGGAAAUAAGAACAAAAUUUCCAGUGAGGGAAAAUUUCGGCUUUCCAGUUUCAGAUGACAUUGGGCGCUUACAGAUUAUAAAGAAUAGUGACCUUGAAGAGAUUCGAGAGUUGGGUUCUGGUACUUUUGGCACUGUGUAUCAUGGAAAGUGGAGGGGAACUGAUGUUGCAAUCAAACGAAUCAAUGCCAGGUGUUUUGCUGGAAAACAUUCAGAACAAGAGCGCAUGAGGAGUGACUUCUGGAAUGAAGCAAUCAAACUUGCAGACUUGCAUCAUCCAAAUGUUGUUGCGUUCUAUGGUGUUGUGCUUGAUGGACCUGGUGGUUCUGUGGCAACUGUUACAGAGUACAUGGUAAAUGGUUCUUUGAGGAUUGCUCUGCAGAAGAGUGAGAGGAACCUUUUUAAGUGGAAGUGUCUCCUGAUAUCAUUGGAUGUAGCCUUUGGAAUGGAGUACUUGCAUGGGAAGAAUAUAGUACACUUUGACUUGAAAAGUGAUAAUUUAUUGGUUAAUCUCCGUGAUCCACACAGACCAAUAUGCAAGGUUGGUGAUUUAGGGCUGUCGAAAGUGAAAUGCCAGACAUUAAUCUCAGGGGGUGUGCGAGGAACUCUCCCUUGGAUGGCACCAGAGCUUCUUAAUGGGAGCAGUAGCCUUGUCUGUGAGAAGGUUGAUGUAUUCUCAUUUGGAAUCGUAAUGUGGGAACUUCUAACUGGAGAAGAACCAUAUGCGGACUUGCACUAUGGGGCCAUAAUUGGUGGUAUAGUGAGCAACACAUUGCGGCCUCCUGUGCCAGAAUCAUGUGAUGCUGAUUGGAAAUCACUUAUGGAGAGAUGCUGGGCAGCAGAACCAUCAGAAAGGCCAAACUUCACUGAGAUUGCAAAUGAGCUGCGCUCAAUAUUAUCUAAGCUUCCUGGAAAAGAACAGCUGCCAUUCCCCUCAAAACAAACCCAAGUUAGGAGUAAAUGUUAA
Messenger RNA from Ipomoea nil (Japanese morning glory), 4523 nucleotides. RefSeq lists its product as uncharacterized. Lineage: Eukaryota; Viridiplantae; Streptophyta; Magnoliopsida; Solanales; Convolvulaceae. Gene Ontology annotation, cellular component: cytoplasm. Bases 420 to 4523 code for a protein of 1367 amino acids. The transcript is spliced from 10 exons. The record is from RefSeq and is a predicted model, not a curated record. Gene Ontology annotation, biological process: signal transduction; protein phosphorylation. Gene Ontology annotation, molecular function: ATP binding; protein binding; protein kinase activity.